Zingiber officinale is the source of this 3343-nucleotide messenger RNA. Its product is annotated as probable inactive leucine-rich repeat receptor-like protein kinase At3g03770. Gene Ontology annotation, biological process: protein phosphorylation. Gene Ontology annotation, molecular function: protein binding; ATP binding; protein kinase activity. The transcript is spliced from 7 exons. The coding region runs from base 773 to 3085 and encodes 770 amino acids. NCBI's taxonomy places the organism in Eukaryota, Viridiplantae, Streptophyta, Magnoliopsida, Zingiberales, Zingiberaceae. The record is from RefSeq and is a predicted model, not a curated record.
UGGAAUCUUGUAACUUUCUGGUGGAGUGGAUAGAGAAGAGGUUUAUUCCCCAAAGAUUGGAUUUUUAUUCCCCAAAACUCGAUUUUGAUAUCCCGUCUUCCAAUCCUGGGUGCUCAUCGGUUGCUGUUGCUGCUGUGACCUCUGCGGCAUUGCGCCAGCGACCGCCAUUGGUGAGGCGGAUGCCUCUCGUCUCGGGCGGAACCCAUGUGCCUUCUUUAUUGCGCCCUUUACGUUUGUCCUCUCUGUCAAAGCCCUGGCCAGUUUCCUGAGUGCUAGAGAUUCCGAGGGAGGGUCGGUCUGCCAUCAGUGUUCUUCCUGAUUGUUGGUCCUUUUCCUGUGCUGUUUCCGUUCCACGCGAGGCGUGAUGGAAGACGAUAGAUUCUCCCCUUUCCAUUUCCCCGCCGUUUUCUUAGUGGUGUAAGCUGGGUUUUUUUCUGGAAGUGAAGUUUGCGGAGGAAAAAACAAAAAUCUCCUCUUGGGGCACGCCGGUGUGAAGUCCAGGCGUUCUGCUCCAUUUUGGUUUUCUGCCGGUGGAAUUAGAGCUCAUUAUUGCAAUUGAACGCAUGGUUUGCUGCUUUUCUGGUAUUAUCCCUGCCGCCGACAUUGUCCUGGUCCCUAUGCCUCCCUAAUUAGGUCAGAUAAAGCAAAAAUAUAUCAGAUUCGUAGAACUUUCAUUUCCGUGGAGAAUAUCUUGUUUUCCCCUCGAAUUGAAGGAACUCAACAGAACAUCAGCAAGGAAAGACUUCGCUUUCUCCAAGAAUAGGAGCUGAAGAUGAUGCCCUCUUCUGUGCCCCUAACAAUCUUCUUAUUUUGCUUAUUCUUGUUCCCUCUAACGCAUCAAUUCCAAACAACGCACACCCAGUUGUUGCUGCAGAUGAGGAAGCAAUUGGAGUACCCAAAGCUGCUUGAUGCGUGGAAUACCACUGACAAUCUGUGUUAUUUGCCUUCUUCGCCAAACUUAAGCGUCACUUGCAAUGGAAGCUCAGUCACAGUGCUCAAGAUUGUGGGCGACAAGCUCCCAAAGCCUAGAAAGUACGACGGUUACUCAGUCCCAGGCAAGACACUAUCCAAAGACUUCGUUGUCGAUUCUUUUGUUACAACUCUGGCCAGAUUGACUACUUUGAAAGUAGUUAUCUUGGUUUCUCUGGGAAUUUGGGGUCCUCUUCCAGACAAGAUUCACAGACUGUAUUCACUAGAAGUGCUCGAUCUGAGCUCUAAUUUUUUAUAUGGUUCCAUCCCUCCUAAGAUAUCUGCCAUGAAAAAGCUUCAUACAUUUUCCCUUGAUGGAAACUAUUUCAAUGGCACAGUUCCAGAUUGGUUUGUAUCAUUGACGAACCUCACAGUUUUAAGCUUGCAGAGAAAUAGCCUCAAGGGGCCGAUCCCUGAUUCGAUAGGAAGAGUUAACACGCUAACCGAACUUGCUUUGUCUGACAACAAUAUUUCUGGUAAAAUCCCUGAUCUUAGUAGACUAAGCAAUCUUGAGAUGUUGGACUUAAGAGACAACCGGUUAGAUUCUGAACUGCCAGACAUGCCAAAUGGUAUGGUUACCAUCUUGCUUAGCAAAAACUUACUGGCAGGUGAGAUUCCAAAACAAAUCGGGGGAUUGGAUCGGCUUCAGCAACUCGACUUAUCAUUUAACUUCCUCGAGGGCAUUCCACCUGCUUCUUUGUUUUCUUUGCAAAACAUAAGUUAUUUGAACCUGGCUUCUAAUAUGCUCAGUGGAUCCCUCCCAGAAAGUUUAACUUGUAGUAGUCACCUUGGAUUUGUUGACAUUUCUACUAACAGACUCACUGGUGAAUUACCAUUUUGUUUGAUCUCAAAUGCUAAUAAGAUGGUUUUGAACUUCAGUUGGAAUUGUUUGUCUAUUGAUGCUCAGAAUCAGCAUGAUUCCAGAUUCUGCCAGAAUGAGACAGAUUCCAGAAAGAAGCACAGGCCACUGUUGGUUGCUAUUGUUGGAGGAGUUCUCUUUACGCUAGUAUUGUCUUUGUUAGUUCUUUUUGUCUCUUGCAGAAGAAACUUCCAUCGAGCUAUAGUAGAACAACGACUGUUGCAAAAGCCAACGCCAGAUAAUUCAGCUGCAGGAAUAUCAUCUGAGCUUCUUGCCAAUGCGAGGUAUAUUUCUCAAACAAUGAAGCUUGGAACACAAGUAUUGCCAACAUAUCGGACCUUUUCCUUGGAGGAAUUGAAAGAAGCCACAAACAAUUUUGAACAAUCAGCAUUUAUUGGCGAGGGUUCAAUUGGAAAGUUGUACAAAGGAAGAUUGGAAAAUGGAACCUUUGUAGCUAUACGAUGUUUGGCAUUGUUCAAGAAGUACUCAAUUAGAAAUUUGAAGCUCCGUCUGGAUCUGCUAUCGAAACUUCGCCAUCCCCACUUGGUCUACCUCUUGGGGCACUGCAUUGAUACUGAACAAGAUGAUUCUAAUGUAAAUAGAGUCUUCCUCAUCUAUGAAUUUGUUGCUAAUGGCGAUCUCAGCACACAUUUGUCUGAACACAGACUGGAGAGGGCUCUUAAGUGGUCGGAUAGACUAGCAGUUUUAAUAGGCAUUUCGAAGGCGAUCCACUUCUUACACACAGGAAUAAUUCCUGGCUUCUUCAACAAUCGACUGAAAACAAACAAUAUCUUACUUGAUGAGCAUUUGAUAGCUAAAGUGAGUGACUAUGGGCUGUCAAUUAUAACAGAAGAAAUCUACAAGCACGAGGCAAAGGCAGAAGGCCAAACACCUAACUACAGAAGAUCGCCACAUCUGGAAAUAGCACACUUGGAAGAUGAUGUUUAUUCAUUUGGCUUCAUUUUACUUGAAGCACUCAUGGGACCAGCAUUUUCCAAGCAAGGUGCUGAACAUUGCUUGAAAGAACUGGCCAUGUUAUACGCGAGCCAAACAGAGCAAAGUCGCAUUCUCGAUCCAGUUCUAGCCUCAUCCUCUCAAGAGUCUCUAUCAAUUGUGAUAUCUAUCACAACCAAAUGCCUGUGCCAGGAGUCAUCUCGCCCCUCGAUCGAGGAUGUCUUAUGGAAUCUGCAGUAUGCCGCUCAGGUUCAGGCCACGUCUGAUGGGGAACAGAAGUCAGACAUCCUAUCACAAGCGUGAUACUGGAUUCGAAUGCAAAGGUCAUAAAGUUAGAAUUCUGUCAGGUCCUUCGGCGCUCAACAUAAUUCCAGAGCCUGGGUACUUUGUCAUCUGAGCUUGGGUGGGCACAAAGAGAUGCCAAAAAGCUGUCAUUCCUUGUUCAUGCGUUUCACUUCGUUUUCCCUUGACUAGCUUAUUCUUGCUAUUUUGAUGUACAUCUAAUUGUUCUCUGUAACAAAUGUUGCUCAUCAGAAAUCGAAGUAGUUUUUAGCUGUCAAA